CUUUUUUAUAAUAAAACAUUGUAAAAUUUCCUUUCUUUCUUUUUCCUUUCCUUUCCUUUUAAUUUAAUUAGAAUGGCUAUCAUCUCGACCUUGGCUUCUUCACUUCCUCCUUUAUCUACGCUUGUUAUUUAUACUCUUUUAGCCUUCGGGUUAUCUAUCAUUUAUAAUAUUUUAAAUCAAUUGUAUGGAAAGAAGGAUCCGAAAGCACCUCCAGUUGUGUUUUCAUGGUUACCAUUCAUGGGAAAUGCUGUUGAAUUCGGAGUAAACCCUAUUCAAUUUUUACAAAACUGUCAAAAGAAAUAUGGUGACGUAUUUACAUUUUAUAUGGUGGGUAGACGUGUUACUGUACUUUUAGGUGCAGAUGGAAAUCAAUUUGUAUUUAAUUCAAAACAAAAUUUAUCUUCUGCCGCUGAAGCUUAUAAUCAUAUGACAAAGUAUGUAUUUGGUCCUGAAGUAGUUUAUGAUGCUCCUCAUAGUGUCUUUUUAGAGCAAAAAAGGUUUCUCAAGACGGGUUUAAAUUCAGAAUGUUUCCGUCAGCAUGUGCCAAUGAUUGUUGAAGAGGUCAAAGAGUUUUUCAAGGAUUUUAAAAAGCCCUCAGGGGUAUUUGAUGUCUAUGAAACAUUUGGUUCAUUAAUCAUCUGUACUGCAUCACGUUGCUUGAUGGGUAAAGAGAUUCGUGCGAAUCUAGACGGUAGUGUCGCUAAACUUUACUAUGACCUCGACCAGGGCUUUAAACCUAUCAAUUUCAUUUUCCCAAAUCUUCCUUUACCUUCUUAUCGUAAGCGUGAUAGAGCAUGUAAGAAGAUGGCAGAACUUUAUUCAAGCAUCAUUCAACGUAGGAAACAAGAGAACGAUCAUGGUAAUUCAGAUUUACUUCAAGCUUUAAUGGAUGCAACCUAUAAGGAUGGACAAUCUGUCCCUGAUCAUCAUAUCGCUGGUAUGAUGAUCGCUAUCCUAUUUGGUGGACAACAUACCUCAGCUACCACGACGGCUUGGGCCCUCUUGGAACUUGCAGCACGUCCUGAUCUCAUUCGUGCCUUACGUGAAGAACAGAUACAAAAAUUGGGUUCACUUCAAGCUGAACUUACAUUUGAAAACCUCAAGGAACUAACGUUAUUAGAGAAUUGUGUUCGAGAGACCUUACGUCUUCACCCCCCUAUCUUUCAAAUGAUGCGUAAGGUCGUUGCAGAUAAAGUGACGUUUGAAAAGACAGGUCAUGAUAUCCCUAAAGGUCAUUACCUCUGUGCCGUCCCAGGUGUCACUCAAAUUGAUCCUACCUACUAUCAUCAUCCACUCACUUUUAAUCCGAUGCGUUGGGUCGAUCAAGAUGAUCCUGUAUAUACAUUAGAGGCUGGCGAUGACGCUCAUAUGGACUAUGGCUUUGGCGUCGUCGGUGUCUCGUCUAAAAAUCCUUUCUUGCCCUUUGGCGCUGGACGUCAUCGUUGCAUUGGUGAACAGUUUGGUUAUUUACAAAUCAAGACCCUUAUUGCAACUAUGAUUCGUUUAUUUGAUUUUGAAUUGGAAGAAGGAAAGGGUGUCCCCAAGUCUGAUUACACUUCCAUGGUCGUUAUUCCUGAAAAGCAUAGUUAUAUUAAAUAUACUUGGAGAGAGUAAUGAUAAUAGUAAUAAUAAUAAAAAAAAAAAUUAUUUAUUUAAUAAUAAUAAUAAAAUGGACAUAUUCUUUUCCUUUUUUU
Cokeromyces recurvatus is the source of this 1694-nucleotide messenger RNA. RefSeq names its product lanosterol 14-alpha demethylase. The record is from RefSeq and is a predicted model, not a curated record. NCBI's taxonomy places the organism in Eukaryota, Fungi, Mucoromycota, Mucoromycetes, Mucorales, Mucoraceae. Gene Ontology annotation, molecular function: monooxygenase activity; oxidoreductase activity, acting on paired donors, with incorporation or reduction of molecular oxygen; heme binding. The transcript is spliced from 4 exons. Bases 73 to 1614 code for a protein of 513 amino acids.